GGAAGAUAAGCAAAGCAGUUUAACACUUUCCAGGCAUUACUGUAUGUUAGGGCAGCUUAAAAAAACAAAUGCUGAAUCUAUCCUCUCAAAUUGCACGGUGCGGUUCAGAAAAGUGUGAGUUGUGCUAAGAACUGAAGGUUUGCCUGGCACUUGUGGAAGAGGAGAGCCCAGACAGCUUGAGCAGAGGUGCUGGGAACUGAACUAACUAGAACCAAGCAGCAGCUUCCCAUCCCCGGCCAGAGACCAAAGGCACUUGGACAGGGACACACGCACCCUCCCUCCCCGGGAAAGCAUCUGAGGCCGUCCCUUGCCAUGAGUUCACUGCCUGGCACUGCAGCAUGGCAUAGCUCCCGCUGUCAGCAUCCCAAAAAAAUGUCAACAGUGCACUGCUAAUGAAAUUCCUGCGUACAAAACAACCUUGGGUGAUGAGGAAAGCAGCGCUGACUGCUCGCUGUGGGCAGCAGGUGGAGAAUACAAGUACUGAUGUCUCUGAAAGUAUGACCUCAUUGCCAAAACAGGAUUCGCAGUUGCUUACGUUUGAGGAAGAUGACCCUUCAGAGCCGCUUGAGUUAGCAGUUAAACAAGUUGUUAGUGUUGUAAAGUCAGCCGAAGAGAAGGUGGUUUCUUGCAAUGUUGUGGGAGAUUCUGUCAAAUUUGUUGUCACUGUCUCAGAUACUUCACCCGUGGCUGCGGAAGGUCAGUCGUACAGCAUUAAACUGUCUCCACUUCACCUGCAGCUUCAGCUCUACGUGAAAGACAAAGGAGAAGAUGUCAAAGUUGAGUGGCUCCUCAUUAACGCCAGUGAAACCAACUUUGAAAUCCAGCCAACAGUACAGGAGGGACAGACAGCAGGGGCACGUGCAAUAACUGAAACACUCAGAGAUGUUUUGAAGAACCUCUUUAGCUCAGUUUCUCCAUCUGUAGUGUUGAGUACAAGGCCUACAGAUAUAAAGGAGGUUCAGAAUGUACAGAACACAAGCCUUCUCCCUCAGGGCACUAGUCCACCUAAACCUCCAAGGGCUCAUGAACUCAAACUGCUGGUGAAGAACAUUGCGGUGAACCUAACUGAUCACAGUGCUGCAGGCAGCACAAACCUUGUGUGUAUAGUUCAGUUGAAUGACCCUAUGCAGAAGUUUUCCAGCUCUGUAGCCAAAAAUGCUGCAAAUCCCUUUUGGAAGGAAGAGUUUAUCUUGGAACUAAGUGCCAAAUCAAAAGCAUUGCAACUGCAGAUAGUAGAAGAUGGGAAAUUGGAUAGUCCUUUGUCUGCAACGGCGACUGUACCUCUAGACUUGUUCAGGAAACAACCUUCUGGCCAGCAGAGCUUUGCACUGAGCAGCGGGGCCAGCGAGAGCAGCCCAGAGCCGGGGCCUGGGCUGGGAUCCAUUAGCGCAGAGUUCUUUUUCAUAGAACCCAAUGAGUUAAAGACGUGGCAGGUGUCUUCUCCAGUGCCAGCCACUAAAGUAGAAAAGGAUCGCACUGUGAUGCCCUGUGGGACUGUGGUCACUACUGUAACUGCUGUGAAAACCAAACCUCGUCUAGAAGGGAGAUCAUCUCCACUGAGCACAGAUUCUCCUGUGAAAACUCCAGUUAAAGUAAAGAUGAUUGAAAAGGAUUUCUCUAUUCAAGCUAUCCAUUCUCAUGGUGCUCCAGUCAGCAAAACUUUAUCGUCUUCAGAUACAGAACUGCUGGUGCUGAAUGGCACCGAUCCUGUUGCAGAAGCAGCCAUUCGGCAGUUAAGUGAGUCUGCAAAGCAGAAGCUGAAGUCUCCUAGAAAGAAAAGCACCAUUAUCAUAUCAGGGGUGUCCAAGACCUCUUUAUCUCAGGACAGUGAAGCUGCGCUGAUGAUGGACUAUGCUGCAGCCAUGGAUAGCUCCUGCAAAGAAGUACCACCCGCUGUGGAAGAAGCUGUUGCAGAAGUCACCUCUGAUGAAAAGCUAUCAUUAGGUUCUUCAGAAGCAGUACUUGAUACUGACCCACAGCAAAGUGCCCAUAGGGCUUGGGUUUUGGAGAACGGCAGCCAACAGUGGGACACCAACACGCUCUUAGACCAGACCUGUGAAGAAAUAUCUGGGAGCUCAUUAAGUGUUUCAGAAAGUGGGAGCAUGAAAAAAUCUAAAGGUGGGAUUUUGAAAAAAAGCGCAAAGCUCUUUUUCCGCCGGCGACAUCAUCAGAAGGACCCAGGAAUGAGUCAAUCACACAACGAUCUUGUCUACCUGCAACAGCCACUGUCAGAGGAAACGCGCAAGAAGGGAGGCACGCUUUCACGUAUUCUGAACAGAAAGCUCCUUUCCAAAAACAAAAGCAAGAACAAACUGAAUGGUGCUUCGGCAGAACCAUACGUACAAGACUGAACACUCUCUGCUGGGAUGCUUGCACAUCACUUGACCAUUUGUUUACAGAGCAGUGCUAGAGAAUACAAAUACGGCUGAUGACCUGCAGAAGAUGAUGUUCAUUAAUACAGUGGUCCAGGAAUAAAGAGAAAGCUUGAAUUUUUUGUUUAUUUUUCUAGAAUGCUUUUUCUCUCUGAUUAUAAAGUUGCUCCUCCAAAUACAAGCAGCGCUAGUUGUAUCGUGGCGGCUUUUGGAGGACCAUGUGGUUUAUUGUAGAAGAUGAGGGAGGAUGGGGAAUGGUGCAGAUGGGGAAGACCUGUGUGUGAGCACCUAGUUUACAUUAACGGGGAGCUAAGAACUGAAACAUCAUACCUUCUAUAUAUGAGGGAACCACUAUAAUGAGAGAAGAUAUCACUGUGCUUCCUUACUGCGGCCUGGAAUAGCAGCAACGCAAGUCUUAACUUGUUUUUCUAGUCAGGCUGAAAGGGAAAAGAGACCCAGAUCCAGUUUGUAUUGUAAUUUGGAAAUGGGUGAGUUUUCAGAAGCAGAACUGAAAUGCUGAUUAAGAUAGCCUACUGUAAUAACUGUAGCCUGCUGUAAUAACUGCUCAGUCCAUGUAGGUGGAGAGAUGCCUUUGAUAUUAGCCAUAAAUCAAUAAAUUAUGCAAAUACUUAGCAUAUUGUUUAAUGUUCUGUGCAUAAGUUAUGCUUAAAAAAACAGAACUUUUUUUUGAGUCAGCUUGCAAGAAAACAUUUACAAAUGCUUAGAUGUAGCUUUUCUUCCCUGUGUAAGAAGAUGCAUUGCUAAUGUAAAAACCUAUCCUAGGGGCUCUAAUUCUUUCUAAGUACUGGUUAGACAAGUAUAUUAACCAUCAUAUCAAAUGCAAGGCUAGGAGCAGUAAGUGAUGAAUAGGGCAUAUUUAACCCUAUACUGCUUUUCAUUAGACAGCUUCUUUUACUUGCCAAACACAUACUGAGAAAAAACAAUAACAGUUCCCUUAGUCGGUUUCUAGAUCUACCAGUGUUGUCAGGUGGUGAGCAGUUGGUUGAGUGAGGUUUUUUACUUUUUCCCUUAUUAAAUAUUGCAGCUGGCUCCUUUACGUUAAAAGGAAAAACUGAUGAAAGUAAAGGCAUAGUUCUUCUUGUGGCUAUUAAGAAGAGUGAAAUGUCAGUCAGUAUUUCACAGGUACCAUCUUUUAUGCAUACCUGUACUUUUCCAUCGUAUACGUUCCUGCUGAGGACAAAGGACCAAGCCUGUUCUCUUUAGCCAAGAAAAGCAUUCGUUCCAUCUAAAUUACCAACAUGAAUGGAUGAUAGAUUUGUGCCUGCUUUGCCAACAGUGAUUUCCCCCCCGCAUUUCCUUCCCAUAAGACAUCCAACACUUUGGCAGGUACUUGGACUUUCAACUUAAACCAUUCUUCAAAAAUAGAAAGUCAUUGAAGAACAGAAACAUGUUUCAAAACUUCUUAUGAACUCUAGAUUCCUUGAUAAAUGCUUUUACAAAGAAUAUAAAAGUAGAAGGGAUUUGAAUUCUUUUUUACCAACAAAGAGAUUAGAAGAAAUUAACUGCCAAAAUCUUUUAACUGAGCCUGCUGCUUAAAAAUAACUUUUAUGUGAAACCUCGUAAAAUCACUGUGGUAGUACAGCAGUCCAGACUGUCAAAUAGUUGUACAUUUAAGCAUGCUGCUUAUUAUGAAAACACUUGAAGGCAUUUUUAAAUUCUCUGUUUUGAAAAUUGGUUACAAAUGAGUCUUCUAGAGCUGAAAUGUGCUCAGAAAUCCCAGUUCAGUAAUACAGCUUUGUCCAGCUUGAAUGUGCUUGAACGUUUUUGUUUAUUGUUAAUUUAAUACAAAGUAGUUCAGUUUCUUCAUUUGUUUUACAUUUGUUUUACAGUGGUUCAUGAUAUGAACAUUAAAAAACCUGAUGUUACCUUCUCUCAACAUACACUUUUUCUCUUGACUUUGCUAGGAUCUCUUUGCAUGAUGGGGCAGGGUAGGGCAUCAGAUCCCUGCCAUGUUUUAAAUGCUCCCUCUUGUUCACUGAAGGAAAAAACCACUGGUCACUGAGUUGAAGAAAUCAAAGUGAGACUGAGCUCCAUGGGCAGCACCCCCUUACACUGAAAAUGGAGUUGUGGAAUUGGGAAUGUAAACAGAGCACGUAACACUACUUGAAGUCUGCUUAAAUUACUGAACUGCAACUUUAAUUUACAGAAGCUUUAUAAUGUACCUUAUUAAUAGAAUGGGGUGGAAAUACCACUGAAUAACUUGCAGAACGCAGGAGUAGUGAUUGCUUGCAGCUUAUCCCAAAGAACAGAUAGACACUGAAGUGGUUUUUGGUUUCCUUUUCUUAAGGUCUUGGUGAUUGCCUAAAUGCAUGUCUUGAUGGUGGGAACUAUACUGCAAACUGUGUGAAGAUUUGGGCUUAAGAUGAGGAAAGCAAGGCAUUUGGGGUAAAAAGGGAAUCUUGGUUUUUAAUUGCCUUUACUCCUCAGGAAAAUAAACAUCAUUUGGUUUGAUGUUUGACUUCCACAUCUGGCUGGUGUGUUCCUCACCUCUUCCUACUCCUCUACAAAUAGUUUAUGUCCUAUUGUAAAAACAAGCUCAAGUGCUAAACACAAAGGGAGAAUUGAGUUGCUGGGUUGUGACAAACCCAAAGGCCCAUAAUGUUCAAUCCCAUUCCCCUCUUCUGAGAUGAUUAGGUUGUUAUUUAAGAUCAAGAGAUCUGAGUACGUACAUUUUUUGUGUACUAGUAUUUGGCUCAGCCUGACUUGGGUCCUGACAACCAGUGGAAGCUACACUACAGGUUUGGGUGGGGAUGACUGGAUUUGUAGACUGUCGUAACUAACACUGCAAUGUACCCUGUCAGUGCUAAAUAUUUCCUGUGCAGUUGCGUGAGGGAUAUUGGAGGGAAUAAUUUUGCUCUUUUAUGUUUUGCAGUCUUCACAAUUUUAAUAACUACAUGUUUGAACAGCAGAACAAAUCUCUGCAUGAUAUUACACUGAAGACUUCUUGUUUUCUGUCUUCCAGUUUAAUUACUUUAGAACAGUAGCUUGGAAAUAACCUGUGAAAUCUGUCUUCCUUUUUGCCCCUUUUCUUACACUUCUGUGUUUCUGGAUGUUCUCUACAGCAAAGAAGGUGGGGUAUUUAUUUUAUGAGUACUAAGAGAUGAAGGCUUGCUUUUCCUUUCUAAAGAAUUUUCCUGCCCAUAACUGAACCUUCUUAUUCUGUGUUUGUGGUUUGUUUUGCUUCAUGGUAUUUUAGCUUUUCAUUUGCCUUGAUGGAGACAACCUGCAUCCUUACCUCACCAAGAUUUGCCUUAGCUUUAGUAUGAAUUUUGACCAAGUAAAUAGUGUAAGAAUUCAUUUUGUCUUUGUAGAUGAAAGCAAUAAAACUACCUAAUCUCAAGUGUGAAUACAACUUAGUUAACUUUCUUAAAGUGUCUGAGAUCACUUUAAAAGUCACUUUAAAGAGGAGCGUGUCCUAGGUCACCACUAUUUCAUAUCCAGUUCACCCCAGGAAGAAAUGACAAGUCAUUUCAUUCCUAACUAUAUAUUAAACUUGUGAACCUUAGGCAGCAGAAAGGAAAAGGAAUGCUGUCAUGGAAAAAAGUUCAUAUUCUUUUAAAAAGUAAAGUACCUUUGGCAAUCUUCUUUGGCUUGAUGGACAGGUCAUGAUCUGUGCAGGCAUAAAUACUGGGCUUUAUUCUUAGGCUUUCUGAUAGAUUUUAUUUUUUUCCCCUGCUCUUUGUUUGGGAGAGAGGUUGGGGCUGCAGGUCAUACAGACCUGUAGUUACUGUCUGGCUCUUGGGAGGACUUGGCUUCCAGCGCUGCUUGUUUCAGGGAGUUCUAUUGCCCAGCAAUGAUACCAGCUUUGAGCAUUAGUGAAAUUUUGCAGCAUUUCGUGUACUGCAUCUUCUCGCUGGUUCUAAGUGGUUGUCAAAUAAAAGCUUUCUGCGGUGUAUUUCUUGUAAAGUUUUGGUGUUCUUGAUAUGCAAAAUAUCAUAGGAAAAAAGCAAAGUCAAUGACAUAAAAUGCUACCAAAUGUGUAUGGGGAAGAAAAAGAAGAGUCUUGCUCUUGUUUUAACACCUUUUUCAGCUCCAGGUGUUACAAGCAGCAAGAGCUCUAUACAAGGUGGGAGGCACCUGUCUUUCUCAUUUUAGUUUAUUGCAGUUUUUUUAAUUGUAGAGGUGAAGGUUGAGUUAAGUGCUUAUCCUGGUACAGAAUUAAGUAUACUGUAGUUCUGGGCUAAGACAUUCCCAGUCUGAAUGGGAACAACUGACCUCAUGGCUUUGACCUCCACAGAACCUAAGUGGAUUUACUAUUGUGCUUAAAGUCAGCAUAUGUUUCUGUAUGUUGCUAAGCCACAGUCUUGUUGACAAACAACUCUAACUAUAUAGCAAGGUAAUUACUUUAAGAUAAGGGUGAAUAAUAUAAUUUCACUCAGGAUAUCCAAACUGCUACUAUGCAAGGUGAUGUCAUGGUGUGAAAAUAGCUGGGAAGGAUGGAUCUGAGGUCUUUCCAAUACUGUAACUCUGUAUUUCCCAAUAAUGUAUUAUAUUCUUAUAUUCUAGGUGGGGUAAAACAUUUUUUUUUCUAGCAUUCAACUGUGAUAGUCACUUCUUCUGUGGUAUUUUUUUCUUUGUGUGUACACAAAAUUAAGUUGGUGCAAUUAAGAAGUCUGUGUUGUACAGAUUUAUUAUAUCACUAAAAAGCGUGAGGAUUUUUUAAAGAAAUAACUACUGUUGUACAUACAAUAAAAGCCAGUUGUCUCUGUGCA
This is a messenger RNA of Columba livia (rock pigeon), 7105 nucleotides long. RefSeq names its product C2 calcium dependent domain containing 2 (gene C2CD2). The record is from RefSeq and is a predicted model, not a curated record. The transcript has 14 exons. Bases 393 to 2351 code for a protein of 652 amino acids. Lineage: Eukaryota; Metazoa; Chordata; Aves; Columbiformes; Columbidae.